Messenger RNA from Oncorhynchus gorbuscha (pink salmon), 1254 nucleotides. RefSeq lists its product as uncharacterized. Lineage: Eukaryota; Metazoa; Chordata; Actinopteri; Salmoniformes; Salmonidae. The record is from RefSeq and is a predicted model, not a curated record. The transcript is spliced from 6 exons. Bases 153 to 974 code for a protein of 273 amino acids.
AAGCCUCCCCUCUUCCUCCUCCACAUUGCCCCUUAUGCAACAGUGCUUUUGUCUAAGCCUCCGGGAGGCAUAUGCCCCAGCAGUAGAGGUGUUCUGCUCUAUCUGUACGAUCGUCCUCAGUGUCUCUGCUCCAUCUCUCUCUACCUCUCUCUAUGGCUGUUCAGCUGGUUGUAGCUCUCCUGGCUCUAGCCUCUCUGAGUGCUGCAUCUGCACCGGACUGUAAAGAACUGGUCAAACCCCUGGUACUGGAGGACCAUACCGAGCUCUAUGGCAAAUGGGUGUAUGUGAUGGGGUCUGCAGAUCAUUUAUUCUUCCAAAAUGCUUUGGGGACUCUGAAAAGCUCCUGGAUAGACCUGUCGGCUACAUCGGACCAUAAAGUAGUCACCCUAAGAUGGGGUGACCGCAUUGAUGGCAAAUGCAUCGUGGGUACAACACAUGCUACCAUCUCCGGCACCACUUCCACAGUACACAUUCAUUUGUCUGAACACAAAGGCCAGUACCUGGAGACCUGCCCUGACUGCCUGCUUUGGUCAGACACAUCUCGUAAUGGAGAUGUCACUGGCAGAUACCUGCUCCUGUUCACAAGGACAGGGAAAAUGGAUCACACAUACCUGGACACCUAUAAGAAACAGGCAGAGUGUCUGAACUUCCCAGAGAAACACCAGACCUACGAUGGAAAAACAGAGCUGUGCCCUGAUGACAAGGAGGAGAAGAAGGUGGUGGAGGAGAAGGUGGUGGUGGAGGAGGAGGAGAUUAUGGAGGAGAUUAUGGAGGAGAAGGCUACAGAGGAGGAGAAGGCUACAGCGGAGGAGAAGGCUACAGAGGAGGAGAAGGCUACAGCGGAGGAGGAGAAGGCUACAGAGGAGGAGAAGGCUACAGAGGAGGAGAAGGCUACAGAGGAGGAGAAGGCUACAGAGGAGGAGAAGGCUACAGAGGAGGAGAAGGCUACAGAGGAGAAGAAGACAACAAAGUGAAUAAGAGAACCAGAUCCUCACCGUGUUGCCCAACAAAACCUCCCUUUAGUGGAACUUUGAUCCCAUAACCACUAACCAAAUACCACUUGUACUUCCAUGCAUUUUAAACCAUGUCUUACAUACUCAUGACACGUUCUAGGUGCUGUAUUGUUAAAAAAUGCUAAAGUUUUUACCUUGAACUGUGUCUUUUUACUGUUUAUUUGAUAACAGUUCAAGGUAUCUUAAAUAACAAAAUAUGACUGUUCAAACAAAGACAUUUAAAUAAACACAUUCAACCUUG